AGGGGUUGGAACAGCAGCUUUGCAGCCCAGGGUGUGUGGUGGUGAGGCUGGAACGGGGCUGUGCCAGCUCCAAAGCUUUUCCUGAGCAAGCAGGUUUGUGAACCUGAACUGCAUUUGCCCUGCGAGCAGCAAGGUGACAGCAGCCAGCACAGCUCAGCGCCGGACCCGGGGUGACCUGUCUGCCAUGGAGGGACCUGUGCCCAUCCAGGACACCAUGGCAAGCGACACAGAGCCCUCCAACACCAUCAAACUGCUGCACCUGCUGUUCCUCUCCACCUCCUGGGGAAUGCAGGUCUGGGUGACCUUCGUGGCCGGGUUUGUGAUGAGCAGGCACCUCCCUCGCCAUACCUUCAGCUCCAUCCAGCGCCAGCUCUUCCCCUACUACUUCCACAUCAGCUCCACUUGUGCCUUCCUCAACCUGACCCUGUUUGCCAUGUCCCACCCCAGCGAGCGGCUCGGCGAGGAGCACACGGCCCAGAUCAUCAUCUUCCUCACCUGCAUCGCCGCCUCCGUGCUGAACGCGGCGUGGUUCGGGCCGGUCACCUCCGAGGCGGCGGCCGAGCUGCAGCGGGUGGAGAGCAGCCACGGGCUGGGCCAGGAGCCGGGGCAGGCGGCCAGCGAGCCCCGCCGGCGGCUCCGGGCCUCCGACCCCGGCUACCGACAGCUGGCCCGGCGCUUCGGCCUGCACCACGGCCUGUGCUCCCUCUGCAACCUGCUGUGCAUCGCCUGCAACGGGCUGAGCCUGCAGCGCCUGGCUGCCCAGAUCACUGCCCUGUGACAGACACUGCCAGGGGACAGCUGGCCCUGCACCACGGCCUGUGCUCCCUCUGCAACCUGCUGUGCCUCCUGUGCAACGGGCUGAGCCUGCAGCGCCUGGCUGCCCAGAUCACUGCCCUGUGACAGGGACACUGCCAGGGGACAGCUGGCCCUGCCACCCUGCACCACGGCCUGUGCUCCCUCUGCAACCUGCUGUGCAUCGCCUGCAACGGGCUGAGCCUGCAGCGCCUGGCUGCCCAGCUGGCUGCCCUGUGACAGGGACACUGCCAGGGGACAGCUGGCCCUGCCACCCUGCACCACGGCCUGUGCUCCCUCUGCAACCCGCUGUGCAUCGCCUGCAACGGGCUGAGCCUGCAGCGCCUGGCUGCCCAGAUCACUGCCCUGUGACAGACACUGCCAGGGGACAGCUGGCCCUGCCACCCUGCACCACGGCCUGUGCUCCCUCUGCAACCCGCUGUGCAUCGCCUGCAACGGGCUGAGCCUGCAGCGCCUGGCUGCCCAGCUGGCUGCCCUGUGACAGACACUGCCAGGGGACAGCUGGCCCUGCCACCCUGCACCACGGCCUGUGCUCCCUCUGCAACCUGCUGUGCAUCGCCUGCAACGGGCUGAGCCUGCAGCGCCUGGCUGCCCAGCUGGCUGCCCUGUGACAGGGACACUGCCAGGGGACAGCUGGCCCUGCCACCCUGCACCACGGCCUGUGCUCCCUCUGCAACCUGCUGUGCCUCCUGUGCAACGGGCUGAGCCUGCAGCGCCUGGCUGCCCAGAUCACUGCCCUGUGACAGACACUGCCAGGGGACAGCUGGCCCUGCCACCCUGCACCACGGCCUGUGCUCCCUCUGCAACCUGCUGUGCAUCGCCUGCAACGGGCUGAGCCUGCAGCGCCUGGCUGCCCAGAUCACUGCCCUGUGACAGACACUGCCAGGGGACAGCUGGCCCUGCUGCAGAGCACCCCCGAGCUCUGGGCACUGAACUGCAGCAGCCUCAGUGGAGAUGCUGUGCUCCUGCACCGUGCAGGAAUUCAGGAAUAGUGAAAUGGAAAUGUUUUCUCUAGGGCUGCCUGCAGCCAGCCUCUGUGAUUGAAGCAGGAGUGUUUUAUGGCUGAACAGCUUUCUAAUGCCCCGUGCAGUAGCUGUGUCUGAAGCUGCAGUGUAUUCCUGCAGUCACAGAGAGACUGCAGGAGAGAAAGAAAUGAGAGACUGAAAAUUACUUCUAAUUAAAAGCCAAGCACUAAUACAGAAGUGCAAAGACCCUGUAUGUUGGCUGUGCCAGUUAAUGUAAUGGAUAAGGGUGUUAUGUUGGGGUUUACAAUCAGUGCCUGUCAUUCUCUGGUAUUCCACAAGGUGAGAAAAAAAAGUCUCAUUCAUUAGGCAGAAGUCUGUUUACUUAAAAUAGCCAUGUUUAUUCCAGGUUCUGUAGGACAUUCAGCAAGGUAUCAAAAGGGUCAGUCAAACACUGCUCCAAACAAAGAGCUCUGCUGUACCCUGGCCAGCAGCACGGCCAAGCAGUGACAAAACAGCAGCUGCUGAGUCCCAGGCAGGAACCUGACUGCAUCCACCCCUCUGCAGCAGGCAGGUAUCUCCCCAGGCCACUGCUGUUAAACCCCAGCAGCAACAGCCCACCUCUGAGCAAAUCUGUGAUUCUUCUCAGGUAAGGAAGAACAUUCCCAGCUGCUGUUAUACUGCAACCACAGCCAGUGUUUGGCACUGCUUCAGGUUUAUUUCAAAACCACAUGCAGCCUAUCAUAGAGGAGACCUUCUGCAAGCCAGCUGGGUUCCCUUUUAAACAAAUAAUCCCCUCAUGUUAGCCCUUCCUCCUCCUAUGCUGCUCCCCUGGAAACUUCCCUGUGUGCCAAGAUUAUUUUCCUCCCCUGAAGAGUGCAAGGUAGAAGCUGGAGCUGGGCUAACAAACAGCAGCCUCUUGCACAGGAUCCCUUGUUUCUUUCUUGCUCAUUACAGCCGAUGCACUUUCUUGCCAGAGAAGUAUUUCUUAGAGAAAGGAGAAAGCUUGGCAAAUACCAAAACUGUCGGGGUCCCAGCCUUUACAAAAUACCUGCAAAGAUUAAAAGGAGUCCUUGGCUUCCUUGUAGCUGGCCCAGUGUCCUGCAAAGCAAGAGACUCCAGCCCAGCUCCAUAAAGACUGACCUCCCAAAGGCUGGUGACGAGCUUUUGUGCUGAUUAGCAGAGCCUCUCUGGAGCCAGGGCUAAGCACAUCUGAGGAGGAGUGUUUUAUGAAUCAACUCGUCCCCCAACAGCUUCUUUUAAUUAAGGCAGCUGUUAUUCUCCCUCUGGAAGGAGGGCUCUUUUGCAACUGCCCUUACAGCCUGAAAUCUGAGGGCUUAUGGACACUGCAGAGUUUUAUGGAGUGACAGAGAUCCUGCUCCCACAGACCGAGCCCCCCUCGCUGUGCAGCAGCUCCAGCCAGCUACGAGACUGCAACUCAACAGCACAGCCUGCACAGGAACUUUCUGGCUUCACAAACAGCAAAUUCUUCCCUCUCAGUAGCAGCAGAACUCUUCAGAGGCAGUUUCAGAGCAGAACAGUGCUGCAUGCUGUGCCAGGGGCUGCUCACGCAGCAGUACGAACAGCGAGAGCAUUGUUAACCUUCAACAUGUUCUUUACAGGCUGCUGCCUGGUUUCGUUUUUUUUUUUUUUUUUUAAAGUAGUAUUGUGUAGAUGGGAUCUGGAAUAGCCCUUCUGUGCUGCUCAGCUCUGCCCAGCUCCCUUUCCCAUCUCCAUCCCCGGAAAACUGUUCAUUUUUUGGGGGGUAAAACAUAUGUAAGUUGCUAAAGCCAGGCACAAAAUCCAUGCAGCUUUAUACCUUCAAGAGGCAGGACUAUCAAACUCAGAGAAAAGUUAGAACUAUUUAAGAACAAACUGGACUUAAAGCUCAUACUUUUUGCCUUUUUUCCCCUGGACAUGGACAGGUACAGCCUCACCUUUCGUGCUGCAGCACUUGUAGUAAUGUGUGCUCUGGGUUCACCUCAUACAUUUCUUCUCUCUCUUCAUCUUCAAAAUAGAGCUGGAAAAAAAUUGGGGGGUUUAUUAAAUGCCUAAGGUACAUGAAGGAAAGCACUAAGGUGCUGAAAGACUAGUACAGCACACCAUUAUCAGCUGGGGGUUUAUCAGACCUCUGUACCUUGACCUGACUGUCAGAUGCAAAAUUCAGCAAUGCAGAAAUUGCUUUGUGUGAAUUCCAAGUUUUCUCUCUAUAAACCAGCUCAGGUUCUCCUGGCAGGAGCAGCAGGAAGGCAAAAUAGACUGGCUGUUCCCAUGCUUCACAGGCAAUCAAUCCAAAUCUAAGGGCUGCUUUAUAGCAGGUGAAAUUCAGCAAUGUUAUGAGAUAACUGAGUGGGUUUAGAGGUAUUUGAACAAAACAGAGUUGAUUUAAGAGAUUAAAAUCCAGCAAUGGUGCCUUAGGCUGUAAAUACAUACAGGAUUUAACCUGGAAAAGUACACAGCCACUGUCCUUCUGGACCUGUCUGCUCACUGUACACAGGGUUGUGCUGCUGCCUGGCACAGAUGACAAUGAAGUGGGAAAUGAAAAAUAAACAUUCAUAUCCUUCUAUGUACAACUUCAGAAAAAUCUCAAAACCUGCUGCAGCCACAACCAACUCAUAGCCCACCUUUGCUGAAGUGCUAAUAGAGAUAUAUUAUCUUGAUCUGAUUAUGUGCUUAAGUAACUCCACUUAGUUCUGAAAAUAAAUUAUUUUAAAAAUAA
Oenanthe melanoleuca is the source of this 4494-nucleotide messenger RNA. RefSeq names its product transmembrane protein 205 (gene TMEM205). The transcript is spliced from 3 exons. Lineage: Eukaryota; Metazoa; Chordata; Aves; Passeriformes; Muscicapidae. The coding region runs from base 185 to 778 and encodes 197 amino acids. The record is from RefSeq and is a predicted model, not a curated record.